Molecule: messenger RNA, 717 nt
Organism: Olea europaea var. sylvestris
Lineage: Eukaryota; Viridiplantae; Streptophyta; Magnoliopsida; Lamiales; Oleaceae
Exons: 2
Coding region: 1-717 (238 amino acids)
Biological process (GO): proteolysis
Molecular function (GO): aspartic-type endopeptidase activity
Source: RefSeq, a predicted model, not a curated record
AUGGAUACAUAUUUUCCUCAGUCUCUAAAGGAUUUCAAGGAGAAUGAAUUCUUUCAACUCAAACACGGUAAUAUGUCCCCGACUGAUUAUGAGCGAAAAUUUAACCAACUCUCAAGGUAUGCUCCACACCCUGUGGACAUCAAAAUUAAGAAGACUCGAAGAUUUGAGCAAGGGUUAAACCCAAACCUAAGUAUGAUUCUUAUAUCACAUCAUUUGCUGGAACGAACUCAUGCUAUUGGUAUCAGAAGGAAAAUGCAGAGCAACACCAUCAAUUGUACAAUCAGUAAGACAAAGGACAGGUUGGAAAGAGAAAAUGGAAUGAAGAAGGUUAAUAACAAUGAUCAGAACAAGAAGGGAAAAGCACGAGUGUUUACAAUGAAUCAGAAAGAUGCAGAGGAGAACUCAAAUGUGAUAGCAGGUAUAUUACUGAUAUCUGAUACACCUGCUUAUGUACUGUUUGAUUCAGGAGCUACUCAUUCUUUUAUAUCAACAUCUUUCAUUGCUAAAUCUAGUAUUAAUUGUGAUAAGUCAAAGAGUACAUUAGAAGUUAGCAUUUCCUCAGGCAGAACAUUGAACAUAGAUCAGUUCGCUAGAUUGGUGAAUCUUAAAAUUGAGGGAAAAACAUUUGAAGCAAAUUUGUAUAUGAUAGAGAUGAAAGAUCUUGAUGUGAUUUUGGGCAUGAAUUGGUUAGGAUAUAAUUAUGCAACCAUUCGUUGA